UGCUGCUGCUGCUAAAUGUACUGAUGCUACAGCUCCUGCUGCUGCUGCUAAUUCUGUUGCUUCUCCUUCAGUCGCUCUGGUUUGGUGAAGCUGAAGAUGUGAUGAUUCUCAGAGUUGUGUCUGUUGCUGCUGCCAACUGCAUGUUUCCGAGUGUCUUCUUUAAAUGAACAAAAUCUGUUUUUGUUUUUGUCAGUUUGGAAAAAGAUCUGUGAGUUUUCUCCUCAGUAACAGAUAAUGCCUUCUUCAGGGAGAGUCUGGUCCAUGUAGAGAGAACGAGGAGGAAGAAUCUGAUCCAGAAUCAGUCUUGGUGUUAGUGGUGUGUGUUAGUGUUGGUGACAGCUGACCUCUGAACUCUGCGUCUCUGCUUGUCUUCACUGGACACUGUCUCACAGAAGAUCAUGAACUCUUCUUCUCUCCCUCGCUGACCUUCAGUUCAAUCCUUCCUGUCCACUGGCUGAUCUUUCCAGGAACCAGAACUGGAACCGACUCCACUUAUCAGUCAGGGCCUCUGGUCUGCACUGAGAAAUGUGACGACAACAGGUUCAACAUCAUGUCACCCUUUUCAUUUCAAUGAAGUGUCGAAAGGUCACUCAUUUAAGGUUAAACUAUACCAACAUCGCCCUCUGCUGGAUGCUGUUAUAGUAAUGAGCUGCUGUGAGGUUGUUCUGUUUGUUUCACUUUUCCUUCUAAAACCCAACACUGAUCUGAGAUCUGGUCUCCUUAGAGUGGGCAACAGUUGGAAAUGUGAACCCAGAACAAACCGACCAAACUCUGCUGGAUUUGACUGAACAUGAAUCAGUGAUUGGAGCAGGAGAAGUGUCAGGGACUGUUUCCUUUCAAACCUGUCCUGAAGACCACAUGUUUAAUGAAGGGCUGAGAAAAAAAUAAUGGGAUAAACUCCUCCUCCUUUCCCCUCACUCCCUGAUUCUCCUCCUCCUCCUUCCCACGAGGAUAAAAAACAUCGGGCUCAUGACUCAGGACUCCUCCCUGCUGGCCUCUCCGAAAUUCCCCUUCUUUUCCUCCUGCUCCCCUUCUCCUCUCUGUUGUCAGAUCUGCAGCUGAAGAACAGAAAUGGUGAGAUCUGCUGUUAUAGAGUUGAAUUCCUGGCAGCCAAUCAUCUACUUUGUGGGUCAAGUCCAGAAUAAUUCCUGAAAAAAAAAAUCCAGAUAAUCGAGGCUGGCUGGUUGUCUUCCAGAGCAGAUUUCCUCUCAGCAAAAAACAAAAAACAAAAAUGAGAACUCUCACAGGAACAGUCAGACCAUUCCAACGACAACAAGUCAGAAAGAAAAGGUGUGUGUGUGUGUGUGUGUGUGUGUGUGUGUGCACGUGCAGGCCUGUGUGUCAGUGUCUGUGUGUUCGGUCCUUGCUGCUUGUCUGUCUAAGGAACUCCAUCAGUUUGUCCAAUCAAGGGGUAGACAACAAAAACUGAAUACGAUCAAUACAUUUGGUCACCAGCAGAGGGCAGUACACUACCGUCACUGGCUCAUCAUUGUUUUCAGAGAUAAUACAGCUCAGACAUUUUUUUAACCAGACUGUCCUUAAAAUGAAGAAUGUUAGUGUCAGGCUAAUCCAGACUAAUCCAGACUAAUCCAGACUAACCUGACUGAAUGUUGUGACGGACUGGAAUCAUGGCUGCUUCAGAUAUGGCUGAACUGGAUUGUUGUUGUUGUUGUCAUCGUUGAUCUGAAGUUUUGUUUUUUUCCCCCUCUUGUCUUAUAUGCAAAAAACAUAUCAACAAUUACAAUAAUUAUUAUUAUGUUAUUUUAUGGUUAUGGGUGUAAAAGUGUGUGUACGAGUCUGUGCAGGUGUAUGUGUGUGUGUGUGUGUACGUGUUUGUGUGUGUGCAGAUCUUUUCUGUCCACCAUCAGCCAGAACUGAUGUAAUGUGAACACAAUCACUUCCAGAUGACUCAAAGUGUGUGUCUUACUGUUAUGUGUGUGUGUGUGUGUGUGUGUGUGUGUGUGUGUGUAGAGGGUUGAAUGUCGGAGAGAAAACCUGAGUAUGGGAGUUUCCUGUUCACUGCACAGAAGAAAAGAUGGGAUUGAAGGAAAACAGUAUUCUCUCUCUCUCUGUCUCUCUCUGUCUCUCUCUCUGUGUGUGUGUGUAUCUGUGUGUUGGAGAGAAUUUUAUAAGAAACUAAAUACAUCUAAACACCUACAUACGAUCCUGUUCACAUCUGGAUGUUUUUUAAAUUAAUAGAAUAAAAAUGUUUAUUAUGUUUCUCUUUUGUUUCUUUAUUUCUAACAAUAAAUUAAAACUAAAAUAUAAAGGAGGAAUAUUAUAUUAUAUUAUAUAAAUAUUAGUACAUAUUUGGUACAUUGGUUAUGCUGUAACCAUGGUAACAGAUUAAACAGGAAGUGUGAGCAGCUGAUGAGUGUCACUGUCAGAGAAUCUGAUUAACAUGUGAGGCAGAACAGGAAGGAGAGAAAUGUGCAGUCUCUGCAGCAGGAAAGCAAGCACAGAUGCAUGAUGGGAAAUGAAUAGUCCAAACCUUUCAUUUUGUUUAUAUUUGAAGAAUAUAAUAUAUAUAUACCCCAAAUAUCAAAGAUUUUCUUAUAAAUAAAAAAAGUAUUUCUGGAGUUUUGAGAAAAACUUAUACGAAAUUCAUUUUCUUUUGCAUAAAACGUUUCAGUUCUUAACGUGGCCACAGGACGGCAGCAAAGCUCAGCUUUCUGCAGACAGCUCUGCCUAUCCUUUAUUUUGCGCUUAUUCCAACAUUAUUUUUAAAUAAUCUGUUAUUUGUUUUGUGUAACGUUUAAAUAUUUCGUCAAACUCACUUUUCUACACCAGCUUUGGUUUCUUUUUAGAAACGGUGCUCGUGCUCGUGCGCGUGUUUGUGGACUGAUACCCAUGAUGAUGCUGCUGUUUUGCUGCUGCUGCUGCUGUUUUGUCAUCAUCAUGCAGCUGAUGACAUCGACAGAGCGUCGCCGAUGACGUCAUCGACGCGUUACAAACGUCUACUGAAUAAAGAAAUAACAGAGAAAUCCAAUUUACAAAAACCUAGAAGUGGGAUGUAAAGAAAUGAAAUAUAAAAUAUGAAGGAAUAACAAACAAAUAACACAUCUGAACUGAGUGAUGGAGGCAGCAGUGGAUCAACACUGACUCUGUCUGUGGACUUUGGUCUGUGAGCUACAGUAACAUCACUGACGACUGAACUAUCUAUGAACACACACACACACACACACACACACAGCUCUUCUCUCUGAGCAUCUUCAUGGAUUGAACAUCAGCAUCACUUGAAUCAUGUGACUGACGAAGAAUCUGAUCAACACAACCCAUGAUCUCUCUGUCUGUCUCUCCCUCUCUCUGUCUCUCUCAAACACACACACACAGAGUCAGCCUGUUUAGUCCACAGAUCACGUUCUCAGCUGCACUGAGCACAUGCGUGCUGAUGAAAAAACUCAUACAUUCUCUCUCUCUCUCUCUCUCUCAUCCUCUGUCACUCACUACCUCGCUCACCCUCAGCUGCAGUCACGUGCUACUCACACACAGAUGCACACACACACUCUCUCCUGGUGGGUCUUCAGUGAUGCUGUGACGCUGCGAUCUCUGCCUUUCUCUCUCUCUCUCUCUCUCUCUUUUUCUCUCCCUCUCUCCCUCCAGCCCGCUCAGUCAGUGUGUGUCACUGUGUCACUGUGUCUCAGCGUGUGUGUGAGUGUGUGCGCACGUGCUAGUCUGGAAUGAGGCGGUGGUCAUGUUUUGGGACAGGAAGAACAGUUCCGGCAAUUCCCAGCGACGACCCAAAGGGAGACACCGACCCAAAUCUGCAACAGGUACCGAUUGUUCUGGGAAACCAAUAAUCAAUCAGUGCAUCGAUGAAUAGAGCAGAGGAUUAACCAGUCUGGCUGUGCGUCCACACACACACACACACACACACGUGCACACACUCACAUGCACCAGUGCUCAGCCUUCAUUCAUGUUCUCACACGGUGUGUGGAUGGAUCUGGGAUUGGUCGCUUUGUCUGUCAGCAGUCAUUCGUCCAUCCAUCCACCCUUCCGUCCAUCCGUUGUCCAUCCGUUGUCCAUCCGUCCAUCCGUUGUCCAGCCGUCCAUCCGUUGUCCAUCCGUUGUCCAUCCGUUGUCCAUCCCACCUUCCCCUCCACCUCGGUCCUCUUCCUCUCUUCUCCACCUGCGACACAGCCGUCUCCUCACUCUGUCAGCUGUCAAUCAUCCAUCCAUAGAUCAUUUCUUUCCCGUCAUGUGAUCAUUCAUGUUAUUUUUUUUUUCAGUUCUUCACAUGACAUUUCCCAGAAUGCCUCUCUUUCUCCUUCAUGUUUCCUCCAUUCAGUCCAGUCUUCUGUCCAUGUCUGUCCAGGUGUGUCUCCACCCCCGCCUUCAUCCAUCAGUGCUCCUCUCCUCCAUCUCUGCUUGAUCAGGUUCAAAUGGACUUCAGUGUGUGUGUGUGUGUGCACGCGCGCGCAUGUGUGUGUGUGUGUGUAAAGCCUGAGGUUGUUUUGUAUUUCACACACACUGGCUGCAGUCUCUGUGGCCGCUGCUUCGCUGAGUGUGUGGAAGUGAUUACUCAUGGAUUCUUCAAUUGUCUCCGUUAAAGAGAGAGAGAGAGAGAGAGAGAGAGCGAGGUAGAGAUGAUGCUGAGUGUAUGUGUGUAUUUGUUGGUUGCAAAUCUGAGAGAGAGAGGGAGAAGGAAGGGAGGAUGAGAAACGGGGAGAGAAGGAGGUUAGGUGUUAGAUGAUGGUGGAGUGAAGAUAAAGGAAGGAAGGGGUGGAGGUGCAGGACGCACACACACACACACACACACACACUCUGCAUUCCAAACAAUUGUUGCUCCUCCACAUGUGACCUUGACUUUAUCAGAACCUGGAACUGUUUUAUCUUCACAAACACAGAAACUGGUUUGAAUUCUUGGCGUCGUCUGUAUCGUCCAAUCAGCUUCUUCAUACACAUUAAUAUGUUUCUUCACAUGCGUUGUAAUACACAUCGAUACACACCAAUACACUCUUCGUCUUGUUCUUACACCUCCAGACACAUUACACUAUCGCUCUUUAUUGCAGUCUAAUUCACUUCAAUACAGCGCCCCCUGCAGGAGAGGACGUCUCAGUGGUCACAUGACCUAUGAAGUAUAAACAUGGUCUGUUCUGUUCUUUGACUACUACAGGAUGUCAUUUUUCAGUGGUCAUCAGUGGAGAUGGGUGGAGGAAGAGGAGGAGGAGGAAGAGGAGGAACAUGCUAACAUAUGACGAGUCAGAUGUAAGAUGUCGGAAAGAACAGUAAUUAUGAAGAAGAAAAAGAGGGGCAGAGACAGGAAACAGCCUCCUUAUGUGUGAGAGGGAACAAGGCAGCGGUUGUGGUUGCCAUGGCAAUCACCCAGGUGCUACAGUCGGUCAAAGUUGACACUGUUUGGUAUGUUGAUGCUUACGUCCCGAGUGACAUCAGGACACAGUCAACACCAGUCAAUGUUCUCCAGAAGAUGGUUGGAAAGUUCAGGAGGCUGCAGUUCUCCUUACUAGCAGCUAGGGGGCUCCCUAGAUCAGUUUGGUGGAGUGGAGUGUAGAGGACAACAGUGAAUAGAAGCAUCAGCUGUGAAGUGUUGACUCUGGUUGAACAGACAAAGAACUCUGUUUCCUGUUCUUUUGAUUCUCUUUAGAGGAGAAACAAAACAGGAGACAAGUGAAAGCGUGAGGAGCAGUGUGAGGAGGUGCUAUAGGAACACAUGUUACAGAGUGAGGUGGUAGGAGGAGCAGUGUGAGGAGGUGCUUCGAUCACAGGCAGGGAGCAGAGGAAGUCUGUGUGUGCUCCGUUUCCUUUAACACUUCCCUCCUCCUCUUCACUCCUUCUCCUUCCUCAUGUUUUUCCUCUGACACACUGGUAACUGCUCGCACUGAAGGAGGCGCUGAGGUUUAGGAAAUCUGCCUCUGCUCCUCUUCCUCCUCCUUCGUCUUGUUCUCCUUCGUUGUACUUGAAAGUGUCGGGACAGACUUUGGUUCAUGUAGAUGGUCAUGGAGCUGUUCUGGAUCAGAGCUGCGGUCAGUGGUUUAGACUCAGAUCGCAGCAGUAGACGCCUUGUCGGCAGCAGCAGCAGCAGCAGCAGCAGAACCUCCGACAGAGGAGGUGGAGGAGCAGCAGGAGCAGGAGGUGGUGGUGUCGGUGGCAGCGGCAGUAGCGUCAGCAGCAUCAGCAGGGACGGCAGCGGCCCCUCCCACUUCAGGUCUCCAUGGCAACAGAGCGUGAACGUGUUUGGAGCGUGGAGCAGGCCCGAGUGUGUGGAGGAGCUGCACCAGGAGGCGCAGCUCAACCUCCAGAGCCUCCUGCAAGAUUUUGAGGAGCAGUUGUACGAUUCCAAACUGACAGGUCAGACCUUCAGACAUCCGUCUCCACAGAGCUCUGACGACACAUCAUCAAGACCUGACUUUAUCUUCCUGCCAGCCUCCAGACAGCUGUAUGACGAUGAAACCACCUCCUCAGUCUUUGGACUGAGGUCCGUCACUGACCCGUCUCCGUCUCCAUCCCCGUCUCCCUGCGGCUCAGACCGCCCCCCGCUGGUCUGGAGCAGUAACAACAGCAGCAGCAGUACGGCCACGUCAGGGAACGUCGGACCUCCUGUGGCCGAGAAACCACGCUGGAAUCCAGGGAGACGUACGCCGGCACAAUUCGUACCACCUGACAUCACAGGUGAAGGAGGAGGAAGAAGAGGGGGAGGAGGAGGGGGGAAAUUCCACGGCGUGGACCUUCUCCAGCACUCUCCGUCACCGUCACCUUCUCCAGGAGAACCCUUCCCCCACCAGCCUCACUCCCUGGAGCCGGUCAGUGAGUCCGCCCACCAGAACCUCCCCCUGAGGAAGACGCACUCAGACCUGGACUCCUCCAGCUCAGCUGCAGAUAAAACCUCUCAGAAUCAGCUUCACCCAGACACUAUGGACCACUCUGGCCUGCUGUGUUCAAGCUCGUCCUGGAACGGCCCGAAAGGAUCCACCUUUUCUCCAGGUGUGUGGAACGAGUCGUACGCUUACAGUUCCAACAAAGGUCCGGCAGUCCCUCCCAAACAGCACACCAUCAUCGGUCAUACCGGAGGGGCAUUGCAGGGAGAUGCAGUGAUGUUGGUGAGGUCUGGACAUUCAAUGAGUUCCCAUUCCAGCUCUUUCACAUCAGUGACCGAGUCCUCAGAAAAAGGAGGAAAUGCCAUGCCAGUGUUGGGAAAGAGGAGCGAAACAGAGGGAGCUGCAGCAGAUGGAGGAAGAGGCGGAGGAGGAGGUGCAGGAGGAGGCGGGGAGGUAGUAAGAGGCAGGGAGAGGUCGGCAAGGUCCAUAGCAGCACAAAAUGCAUUCAAGUUUCGGGAGAGGUCUCUUUCUACGCCAACGGAUUCUGGUUCUUUCUGCUUCACUGACAGUGGCAUGGAGCAGCCAGACGGGAAUGUUAUAUCUUCAAGAAAUGGGAACGCUUUUGUAAUGACAGACCACCACGAGAACUACGCUCUUCUCUACCCCAGAGGGAGUUCUGAGGACAGUGCCAGUACUGCGGACACAAUCUCUGUUGCAGCUUCAGACUAUAGCACAGAGGGACGCUUACGCAUACGAUCCCGCUCCAUUUCUUUGAAGAAGUCCAAGCGCAAGCCACCGCCUCCUGUGAGAAGUGUCUCCCUCAUGAAAAACAUUGGAGAAGCUGAAGGGAGAAUCCACAGUGAGAGUAGACUUUAUCGGGACGGUCGGCCAAAGAGCCUGCAUAUCCCGCGGGAACAUUUCCCAGACUUCCAGCCGGACUUUCUCCUACCUAGCUGCUCUAAAUCCAGUGGCAGUGAGAGGGAUCUGGUCAGUGGAGGCAAUGAUGGACCUCCAAGUCUGGAGGUUCAGGCUCCUGAAGGAGAAGGAGAAACAGAUCUGGCCUUCUCUACUCACUGGCAGCUCGGGGAGUGGAAGAAUGACCCCUACAGGUCUUUGUCAGGCUCCAGCACAGCAACAGGUACCACAGUGAUUGAAUGUAUGAAAGUCAGAGGUAGCUCUGAGUCCCUUUUGGAUUCUCCAUCUACAUCCAGAGCCACCUCACCUUCACAGCUCUCAACAGAACACGACCACAAAGCAUCCUCACCCUUCAAGCCCCCUGGACUCAUGUCCCCAUCCAGUGGCUAUUCCAGCCAGUCAGAGACUCCAACCUCAAACAUUCCUCUUAACCAAGCUGCAGGCCCAGGACCCACUGGGACCUUAGGGUGUAAAAUGCGCCCAAAGAUCCCGGAAAGGAAAUCUUCUCUACCUUCACCCAAAGACCCGAAUGCUAGGUCUCGGUUGUCCUUUGAAAUGCCAGGUAGCGCACAUCUAGAACUUUCAUCCAUCAAGCCUAAGCAAAAGGCUAGUCGACGACAUUCUGACACCUCCACAGCAGCAAAACCAGGAAAAAACACUCUCAGUUCUUCCCAGGCUUUGCCUGUGGUUACCCAGAAUGAGCUAAAGACUGUCCGGCUCCGAUCAGUGCCACGCAGUGACCUAGAGGACUGUCCUGAUGGUGCAUCUGACACCAUUGAAGAAGAGCAGCAUGGUAGAGAACUUUGCGAAGAUCCCAGCCCUCCACCAACACUACCCAAACCCAAGCCACCAGUCGCAGUCAAACCCCCUUUGCCUAAACGGCCUAUGAAUCUCCUCCUUAAGUCUUCAUCCCCUUCCUCUACCUCACCUCUUGCCCCAGACUCUCCCCCUUCUUCACCCGUGGAUCGUCCCGUGCCUUUGGGUAAUAUCUAUAAAGUCAUGAAGAAACCCAAACCCAAAAAACCUCCACCACAAACUUCAGGUCCUUCAGGGCUGGUGGAUUACACUUCCACCACAAUACCUAUGGCACAAGCUGGCUAUGACCACGCACUGGUCCCCAACUCCCUCUGUGAUCUUCCUCCUCUCCCAGAUCCACAGCCUCUCCUGGAGGAUCCGAUGUUAGAGCCUGAGUUUGAGGCUGACUCAGAGAUAUGUCUUAGACCCGAGGAAGGAGGCUCACUCCCCUCACCGUGUAGCAACCAGGAAAUCCAGGAGUUUUGGAACAAGAGCAAGACACUUCCCCCCAGGAUGACCAUGCCCUGCAUGACAGAAUUCCCUGACAGGAAGAAGGCCAAGGUCCCUCCACCUGUUCCAAAGAAGCCAAAUGUUCUGCUUCUCCCAACAGCAGUUCAACCUUCCACCAACGGUAGCACAGACCGACAGAUGCCACAGGCUGACAGUCCUGUAGGUCUUCGAUUUCCAGUGGAAUCCUUUCCUCUAGAUGAUGUUCCGUCUGCUCCUAGUUUUACGGACUUCCCGGAGCUUGAGGUGGACCACAUGGUGCCAGACGAAGAGAGUUCAAAAGAGUCGUCGCUUCAGUCGUCCCUACAGGAUUCGUCUCUCACUGAGCUGGAAGCAAAGAUGGACACCACAAGGAUUCAGGAAAAUGAUUCAAGUGAGAAAACAGUUCUGCACAUCGCAGAGGACACAGAUGAUGACUUCCUGGCCAGCACACCUGCAACACACACCACCGAAGACCUCUUUACUAUUAUACACAGGUCCAAACGUAAAGUUCUGGGAAGAAAGGAACCGCCUGACUCUUUCGGCAGUCGGCAGAGUCUGGUGUCUCCAGUGAAGCACAGCUCCGGUGGCAACGAAUACCGAAACAUGACAUUAGGUAGUAGUCAGAGGUCCAGCUCCCGCAACGAGAACUUCAUGGCUCUGCUCCAGAAAAAAGGCAGCAAGUCUUCCAGCGGGGGCGCCAGAGUCUCAGCCAUGGAGCUCCUGAAAAGCACAAACCCUCUGGCACGACGGGUCACAGAAUUCUCCAACACCUCUUUUGGGGCCGAGGAAGCAGAAACUGGAUCUGGGAUCAAACCCAAUGACCAGUGAAAAGGAGAAUCCGGUUAUAGACACUUCCCAAACAAGUCAUUCUCAGCAGACAGGGCCCAAGGACCUAAAGGGACUGCUCCAACAUCUGACUGACCAUUCUUUCUGUCCAGAAUGGUCCCUCCCAUGCUUGGAGCACCUUUGUCAAAAUGGUCCUUAAAGAAAAAGGGGGAAGAAUCCCAGACCUCCUCCCUAGGAAUUUCCUCCAUAUUGGAAACAGGAUGGAUUCAUGGGUGAGCAGAGAAAAUGCUGGGAAUGUUAAAAAAUAUAUAUUUUAUGAGAUCAACGAAUGGCGACAGUUUUCUGAAAGCAGAAAAAAGUUAUCCUGAUGACACAACAAGGGAUUAGUAAUCCGUUGAAAUCCCAGAGAAUGGGACAUAGAAGACGUUGCAGAGACAUUGGAACGUAAUAGAAACCAUGACCCUGUGGUUAGGAAGCUGGGAAUGCAGAGAUUCCCUAAAAUCAUCUGGAGUCUGUCCUGAAAAGCACUGAUGUUCCCAACAUUUUGUUUUAUUCUCAACUGGGUUUCUGUGUUUUACCACAGAAUUCCCAUUGUCCAAAAAGUUUUUUUUUCUGCUAUCGUCAUGUUUUUAUCAUCUUUUGUCCCUCCAGGGGGGGUUGUUGCUUUAAAUGCACAUUCCCGCCUGUUUUCCACAGAAUUUCUCUCAUCUAUAUUGUUUGGACAGAGUUUCAGUCAAUCCCAAUGGAAUUUUCUGUUAUUUCAAACAACUCGUUCCUGACUGAGUUCCUUAUUUGUCAUUAACUUUGUCAUAUUUUUGUAUUUUCCACCACACUGUCAUUUGUUUCUACAGAGAACAACCACAUGGGAGCCUUUUUUCCCACCAAAGACAAGGAACAAGGAAUGAUGUUCCUUUACUCCUGUGACAAACAUGAACCUGAAUCUUUACAAAACAUUCCACACACACAGCCAAUGGAUGACGAAAUGUCGGACUAAAACAACAAAAGCACUUUUUUCCCCAUGGAGCUCAUUACACGUUUACACUCGUUUUGAUCUGUCACUUUGUUUUUGGACUAACUGUCCACGUUCUUUUCCGUGUUCUGGGAUUUUCUGGAAUAUAUUCUGUACAAAAGAAAAAAAAAGUGUCCAUAUCUGGAAAGAGCUUAACAUCACCCCCUGGAGGACAAAGACGCAGAGUACCAGGGGAUGCCAUGGAUUUCAGGCAUCGCUGAUGUUUGUGUGAACGACGGCGUUCCUGUGGAGUUUCUGUUCAGAAACAGUGAAACAGGAUUUAUUUUCAAACAGGGUUUUUAUUCACGUUUAGUCUCCGAUGAUGGAAGCAGAACUAGAACCCGAGGAGACCCACUUCAGUGUGUGUGUGUGUGUGUGUUUCCUUCAUACUCACAUCAUGGAACCAUAAAAGGCUUGGCUCCUGAAGGAGGUUCUGUUAGAGGAAUGUGCAGGAAGCAGACGUGUCAAAGAAGAGUCAGUGAAAACGUUCUCAGCGGUUUGUCCAUCCAUAAUCAUAAAAGUUACCUCAUCUUCGCUUCUUUGUUUGGUUUUUGUUUUUUAUUUAUUUUAUGUCAGCCGUCCUUUUUCCCUUCUCUCUCCCUAAUGAAAGAUCUGAUCUUGGAUAGAUGGAUGGACGGAUGGAUGGACAGAUGGACAGGCUGGAUGUUCUUCACUGAUGGACAUGCUCAUCUUUUGUACAGUGGACCAGCAGCCAAGCUCUCCGGGUUCUGGAUCCCCUCACCAAAGGUUCUGUUCCAUCUGUAAUGUCGUCUGUUCGGAGUCAAACCUCUGACCUCCACCUCCCAACCCAGAUCCUAAAACCUGCAUGACCCUGACCACAUCAGAGAGAACAGGACAAGCUUUUUUCCCCCACAUCCCAACUGUUUCCGGUGCUACUGGCUCAGAGCUCCCCCUAGUGGAUGAAGACGUCACACACUCUCUUCUUUGGUUGUUCAUCCUCAUCUAAAGAAUUUGAAGAACAACGUGUAAACAUUUACGAAGGCUUGUUUUAAAUUCUUGGUGAAUGAAGAAAAAGCUGUAAAACUUUGUGUUUGUUUGCCUUGUAAACUGAAUUGUUCUUUUUUUAUUUUCUACCUUUUUAAUGACGAUGAUUCAUGAUGAUGAAACCAACAAACUCAGCUGAGAGAAAACUGAAAAAAAACCUUCACAAAACCCUGGACAAAUGGCUAAAAAAAUCCACCUUCUUUAAAUAGAGUUUGGUCUGAGUCUUAGUAGGCCACAUGUAGUAUCCAGAAUGUGGGUCACGUGAUUUUUUUUGUGUGUGUUGGCCUUGAUACACUCGGGUCCACAUCUGGGAUCCAGCACGGCCCACAUUUUUAUGCUUCUCUGUUGGACAAGCAAACCUGUGUGGUCCACAUCUGGUACCCAGAAUGUGGGCCGUGUUCUUCUGACCCGGUGUUUGAUCAUAGACACCUGCCUGGUGAGAGAGUUGAUCAAGAGAUGUGACCCACAGUCUGGAAUCCAUCUGGGUGCCUUAAGGCCCAUGAUUCAUGCGGUCUACAGGACAAAUGAAAGAAAGAUGUGUGGCCCACUAGUGGGCCAGACAUGAAAGCAAUGUAGGAGUUUUACUUUGAAAUUAAGACACAGGGUGAUGUUAGAAACAAAUAUUUUUAUGUUUUUAUUUUUAUGGGAGAGUGAAAAUAUCAAUGAGAGUAGGCAUGGCUUCAGGUGUGGGCCACAUAAACAGUUGUCUGGUCCACAUUUGGUAACCAGAAUCCUGUAUAUGUACCUAUAAAAAGCGUCCAGAAAAGGACAGAUCUUAGAAGAAACCUAAAGUAUCCAGAGUAAAGAAUCUUAUUUCCUGUGGUGGAGAAACUCCACCUGUAACUCCCUGCCACCAUGACGUGACCCAGCCCACUCUCCCACAACAAUAAUGGGAUGUAACCCAUGAAUUCGAUAAAAGAUUUCAGGUUUAUAAAGAAGCAGAGAAUAGAGAAAGUAAAAUGAGUUUAUUCUAUUUUUGUUAAUCCUCUGUGAAUGGAAGAUAUAUUAAAAGGAAUAUUCUGUAAAUUGACCGUACUAUUGAAAUAUUACUCUCUAACCCCCCCAUCCAAUGGUGUGAUGAUGUAGCCCAGAUGAGGAUGAUGUUCUCCUCUCUUCUGUUCACUGCUCAGCAAUGCCAAUGUCAUGAAAUUAAUAAUUAUAUCAGUAUAAAUAAAUUAUUUUUAUUGCAUUAAACAUCACAGUUAUCUUGCAUCAUUUUUUUAUCUCCAUUAAAUCAUUUGGUGAAGUAUCACUUGGUGACAAAGUAAAGUGAGCUUCAAGAGUGACAUGUUCGCUGUUGCUAAAGUAAACCUGAAAUAUAGUCUUAAAAAACUACAGCUAUAGCUGA
Molecule: messenger RNA, 13123 nt
Organism: Cynoglossus semilaevis (tongue sole)
Lineage: Eukaryota; Metazoa; Chordata; Actinopteri; Pleuronectiformes; Cynoglossidae
Gene: nhsl2
Product: NHS-like 2
Exons: 10
Coding region: 5952-9803 (1283 amino acids)
Biological process (GO): cell differentiation
Source: RefSeq, a predicted model, not a curated record